Mercurialis annua (annual mercury) is the source of this 1050-nucleotide messenger RNA. RefSeq names its product glycine-rich protein 2-like. The record is from RefSeq and is a predicted model, not a curated record. Bases 73 to 672 code for a protein of 199 amino acids. Gene Ontology annotation, molecular function: zinc ion binding; nucleic acid binding. The transcript has a single exon. NCBI's taxonomy places the organism in Eukaryota, Viridiplantae, Streptophyta, Magnoliopsida, Malpighiales, Euphorbiaceae.
CAAAACGCCAAAGCCACCUCACUUACAGUUUUCUUCUCUCAGAUUCAGAUUUUUAGGGUUUUUUUUACAAAAAUGAGUGGCGACAGAUUGACAGGCAAGGUCAAGUGGUUCAAUGACCAGAAGGGGUUCGGGUUUAUAGCGCCGGAUGACGGCAGUGAGGAUCUGUUCGUUCAUCAGUCGUCGAUCAGAACCGAGGGCUUCCGUAGCCUCGGCGAGGGCGAGGAGGUGGAGUAUCAAGUUGAGAACUCCGACGACGGCCGUACUAAGGCGGUUGAUGUCACCGGCCCUAAUGGUGAAUCGGUUCAAGGAUCCCGUAGCGGCGGUGGCGGCGGAGGCGGGAGAGGUGGUCGUGGAGGCGGCGGGUAUGGAGGUGGUGGAGGUUAUGGAGGAGGUGGUGGGUAUGGAGGAGGUGGCGGUCGAGGUAGAUCUAGCGGUGGAUAUGGCGGAGGUGGCGGUGGGUAUGGCGAUUCUCGCGGUGGCGGCGGUGGUGGGUGUUUUUCUUGUGGGGAGUCUGGUCAUAUGGCUAGAGACUGUCCCCAGGGUGGCGGCGGUGGAGGCGGUGGAAGGUAUGGAGGCGGCGGUGGAGGAGGUGGUGGCGGUGGCGGUGGGAACUGCUAUAACUGCGGUGGAUCUGGGCAUUUUGCGAGGGAGUGUCCUAAUAGCGGGCGUUAAAAGUAAAACCUUUAGGGUUUAAAAAACUAGUGAAAUGUGGUUUAGUCACAUUUAACUUGUUUUUAAUAUCAUUUUAAUUUUAUAAUCGGUUUUUGCUUGCUCUAUUUAGUUUGUUUUUCUUGGUGAGCCUGUGAACUGUUGUUGGUGAAAUAGUUGGGUUUAUCUUGAUUAUCCAGUACUGUUUGGUUUCAUUAGUCUUUUUUUAAUUAUGCUAUUAGGUGAUUUGUCUGCAAUUUGGGUCUUUAAUUAGGAGCAGUAGAGUGAGGGAGAGAGCAUGGGUUUGAUUCAGUUAUUUCAAAUUGUACAACCUCUACUGUUUUUUUAAAAAAUGGUGUUAAUACACAAUUUACAUAAAUAUACAUGCUGGUUUGGUUUCUA